AUGUCGCCAAAGAAGCGAUCCGCACCGGCGGCGGUUGCUGCGUCGCCUGAAGUGGCGGACGAACCAACAACGUCUACUCCAGUGCAGGAUGCCAUGGGAGCCCUGGAAUCAUUCUUUCCCAUCACAUCGCCCUUCCCCGACCCAGCGACCGACGACACGCUCAUACCCGCAGCCGACGUGAUGCUCGAGCAAGAGCUCCUUCGCAACCCAGAUAACUUUCGUUCGUGGACUUCUUACAUCGACCACAUCGUCGACACCAACGUGGUCAAGCGACCACCUCCAGAUGCUUCGCUCAGUGCAUUUCAAGCUUCCCUCCUCGGUCCACUGGCAAGCAGCACACAGCGGGUAGCAUUGCGGCGCAUCACUAGCAUCUACGAACGCGCACUUGCCCAGUUCCCCACACGCUACUCUCUCUGGCGCGACUAUCUACAAAAUCGCUCUCGCUUUGUACUUGGAGAGCCAAAAGGCGGCUUCGAAGCCAAGCGCAAACGUGAUCUGCAGGCUGCCCGCGAAAAGCUCGAUUUCGGACCCACACUGAUCGAUUCGCCAGAUGACGAGGAUUUCGGCGCAACCUACAAGGGUGGCCUCGACGGCACCGUCGGCUGGCAAGAGUGGAAGAGCUUGGCAGCACUUUACGAGCGCGCGCUUAUGUGGCUCCCCACCAUGCCACGUCUGUGGCUCGGCUAUCUGUCCAUGUUCAUUCAUCCACAGUGCCCGCCCACGCUUUCGUAUACGCAUGCGCGACGCACCUUUGAUCGUGCGCUACGAACCUUGCCUGGAUCUUUGCAUCUCAGGAUAUGGAAGAUCUACCUCAAGUGGGCAGAGCGUCGAGGCGGAGAAACAUGUCUAAGGGUCUGGAGACGCUACCUUCGAGUCGACCCGUCGCUCACAGAGCGGUACGUGUCGAUUCUUCUUGCGCAAAAGCAUGACCAAGAAGAGGACGAGGAGGAGGCAGAAGGAGAGCAAGACGAGGUGGAGCAGGAGGGUGCGUCGUCUCAGCCACAGCGUAAAGCAGCUGGCUCCAAAGCUCUUGAAGCGUCAAAGCUUCUCCUCGGGCUUGCCCGAGGCGCCAUGGACGGAUCCUACGUCAGUCCAGAAGGCAAAAGCCCAUACCAGCUCUUCAUCGAAUGGCUCGAACUCACCGAAAAGUAUCCAGAGGAGAUCGGUUUGGACCCGGAAGAAGAGAAGCAGGUCUUGCUGAUUGCAGCAGGAACGGCAGCAAACGGCAGGGCAAGCGGCCACCAAUCCACGAAACGCGAUCAGGGGAAAGCGACUGCAGCUGCAUCUCGGGAACAGGCAAAGGGCUCGUCAUCCAAGCAAUCCGAGACCGAUCCUCUUGACCCCACUCGCCUCAACGUCACAUCCAUCAUCCAGAACGAUGGACUGGACAAGUUCACAGACCAGUCCGGAAGGCUUUGGACCGGCUUGGCGACGUACUGGAUCAAGCGAGGCGAGUUCGAGGUGGCACGCGAUACUUUCGAGGCUGGAAUGAAGGCAGUCAAGACAGUCCGAGACUUUACGCAGAUCUUUGACGCCUACGCUGAAACGAGCGAAAAUGUGAUUGCGUUCAUGAUGGACGAGCUGGCCGAAGACGCGGACGAAGAGGACGAAGAACAGACAAAGGAGCAAAAGGAAGCCGAGCUCGAUCGCCGGAUGCAAGAAUUUGAGGAGCUCAUGGAGCGUCGGCCUUUUCUGGUCAACGACGUGCUGCUGCGACGCAACCCGGACGAUGUGCAGGAAUGGGAAAAGCGCGUGGUGCUGUACGGUGACAACGACGAAAAGAUCAUUCAGACGUACCGCGAGGCGAUCCAGAAGAUCAACCCACGCAAAGCCACGGCCAACUUCCAUCAGAUGUUCCUCAACUUUGCCCAGUUUUACGAGUACGGAGGAUCGGCAGGGCUGGCCAAGCUGUCUACGGAUGGCGAUGGGCGCGAUGACAUAGAGCAGGAACGGGAGGCAGCAGAGGGGGAUCUCGAGUCGGCGCGCAAGAUCUUUGAAAAGGCGGUCACGAUUCCGUUCCGUCGAGUCGACGAUCUGGCCGAGAUCUGGUGCGAGUGGGCUGAGAUGGAGUUGAGGCAUUCCAACUACGACGAAGCGAUUCGCACCAUGGCGCGCAGUGUGGCCCCGCCUCGCAACACCAAGGGCAUCCAAUAUCACGACGACUCGCUGCCACCACAGACUCGACUAUUCAAGUCGCUCAAGCUGUGGAGCUUCUACGUAGACCUGGAAGAGUCGCUGGGAGACGUAGAGAGCACCAAGCGUGUCUACGAAAAGAUGCUCGAGCUCAAGAUUGCCAACGCACAGAUCAUCAUCAACUAUGCGGCGUUUCUGGAGGACAACAAGUAUUUCGAAGAGAGCUUCAAGGUGUACGAACGCGGUGUCGAACUGUUCACGUAUCCAGUGGCGUUUGAGAUUUGGAACGUGUACCUCAGCAAGUUCGUCAAGCGGUACGGCGGUGCCAAGCUGGAACGUGCUCGCGAUCUGUUCGAGCAGGCAUUGGACAAGUGCCCUGCGCGGUUCUGCAAGCCGCUCAUGCUCAUGUAUGGGCAACUCGAAGAAGAGCACGGACUGGCCAAGCGGGCGAUGAAGAUCUACGACCGAGCUACUCGAGCCGUGGCGACCGACGACCGCUUCGAUAUGUUUGUGUUCUACCUGGCCAAAGCUGCGGCCAACUUUGGGCUCGCAGCGACGAGGCCCAUCUACGAACGGGCGAUCGAGGCGCUGCCGGAUCGACAGACGGCCGACAUGUGCCUGCGCUUCGCCGAAUUGGAACGUAAGCUGGGCGAGAUCGACCGGGCGCGCGCCAUUUAUGCGCACGCGUCGCAGUUCUGCGAUCCACGCACACAGACCGAGUUCUGGAAGCAGUGGAACCAGUUUGAGAUCGAGACAGGCUCGGAGGAUACGUUCCGCGAGAUGCUGCGGAUCAAGCGGUCGGUGCAGGCGCAGUUCAACACAGAUGUGUCGUACAUUGCCGCGUCGGCGCUCGCCUCUGCGCAACGCAGUCAGGCUCAAUCAGCCGGCGGCGAGUCCGGCCGUAGCAAUGGCGUCGACAAGGAUGCAAACGAUCCGAUGGCCAAAGUGGAAGCGGCAUCGAAACCGGCGGGAGCGCGUCAGACGGCGUUUGUUGCUGCCAGUACUGCAGCCAGUGGAGCUCGCGCUACCGACGCAGCCGCCAACGAAGGUGGAAAUGAGCACAAGAACGAUGAAGUGGUCGGUGGUGACGACCAAGACGACGACGAUCUGCUCUAG
Sporisorium graminicola is the source of this 3249-nucleotide messenger RNA. RefSeq lists its product as uncharacterized. The transcript has a single exon. Lineage: Eukaryota; Fungi; Basidiomycota; Ustilaginomycetes; Ustilaginales; Ustilaginaceae. Gene Ontology annotation, cellular component: post-mRNA release spliceosomal complex; Prp19 complex; U2-type catalytic step 2 spliceosome. The record is from RefSeq and is a predicted model, not a curated record. Gene Ontology annotation, biological process: mRNA splicing, via spliceosome; generation of catalytic spliceosome for first transesterification step. The coding region runs from base 1 to 3249 and encodes 1082 amino acids. Gene Ontology annotation, molecular function: protein binding.